AUGUUCUUCGGUCAAGGGGCUAGGGUUUACGAUCUCGAGGAUUUGCUUAGGCCAUCGGCGGAGGUUUUUGGGAAGGGGACGUUCAGGAUGGCGUACAAGGCGGUGCUGGAGAUGGGGACGGUGGCGGCGGUGAAGAGGUUGAAGGAGGUGAGCACCAUGGAGAGGGAGUUCAGAGAGAAGAUUGCGGUGAUCAGAGUGAUGGAGCAUCAAAAUUUGGUGGGUUUGAGGCCUUAUUACUACAGUAAGGAUGAGAGGUUGCAGGUGUAUGAUUACAUGCAAAUGGGGAGCUUGUCUUCUCUUCUCCAUGACCUGGACUUCUUAUUCCACAUGUUUUUCCUUGCUCGAUAUUGCAAGCUUCUUGAGGAGAACUCAUUCAGGGGAUGGACUGCAGAUUUCUUUUACAUGCUUUUAUUUGGUGCCACUACUUUGACUGGAAUUGUUCUCUUAGGUGGAAUGAUACCCUUUGUGUCGGAGAAAUUUGCAGGCAUUGUGUUCCUCAGUAAUUCAUUGACUUUUAUGAUGGUCUAUGUCUGGAGCAAGCAUAAUCCUUUCAUCCACAUGAGUUUCUUGGUCCUUUUCACUUUUACUGCUACCUAUUUACCAUGGUUGCUAGGAUUUUCUUUGUAA
Messenger RNA from Asparagus officinalis (garden asparagus), 627 nucleotides. Its product is annotated as derlin-2.2-like. Gene Ontology annotation, cellular component: Hrd1p ubiquitin ligase ERAD-L complex; endoplasmic reticulum membrane. The transcript is spliced from 4 exons. The coding region runs from base 1 to 627 and encodes 208 amino acids. The record is from RefSeq and is a predicted model, not a curated record. Gene Ontology annotation, biological process: protein phosphorylation; endoplasmic reticulum unfolded protein response. Gene Ontology annotation, molecular function: misfolded protein binding; protein kinase activity; ubiquitin-specific protease binding. NCBI's taxonomy places the organism in Eukaryota, Viridiplantae, Streptophyta, Magnoliopsida, Asparagales, Asparagaceae.